GAUACGCACACGCCAACCAUCCAAGCAACAUCAGGGAGAAAAGAGAGCGAGAAAGCGGGUAGGAAAAGGGGAAAGUUAUCUCGGUAACUUUUGGGUUGUUAACGGCGUCCUGUAUUUUAGCAACAAAAAAGGCAUAUAUUUUACUGUUCUGAAUGAAUAAUUGUUAUAUGCAGGGUGACUGAAAUGAGCUGGAAGGAAAGGAAGGAAGAAGUACACCACUGGAGUUUUCUCCAUACUUUUGUCGUUGUAUGAGGCACCUUUAUAAUCAACAUUUUGGAUUAUCUACGGAAGUUAGUCGGCUGUUUUCAGGGUUCGAUUGAAAGGAAUACCGACUCCAUUGGUGGUUUGGCCCGGGCUAAACAGUCUUUAGGAGCAUUGCAUUUUGCCACCGUGAAUGCCCUCAUCUCUUCGUGCACGGCAGUGAAGGAUGCCAGGAUGCCUUCUCUGAUCAUUUCCCAUCUGCUCGUCAUCUGGCUGGGUGUCCAGAGGCUGGCCUGGUGCGCAGAGCGCGCAUCCACCCGGGAGCGCUUCAAAGUGGUCAUCGCCCCUCUCAUCUGCAAGAGAAUUUGUUUGAAAGGCCAGUGCCAGGACACCUGUGAGCAGGGCAACAAUACCACACUGAUAGGCGAGAACGGACAGUCAGCGGAUACUCUCACAGGUCCUGGAUUCAGAGUGGUUGUGUGUCCACUGACCUGUAUGAAUGGAGGGGUGUGCAGCUCGCGGACCCACUGCCUGUGCCCGCCAGGUUUCACUGGUCGGCUGUGCCAGUUCCCGCUACGGCAGAUGCCCGAGGCCCAGGCGGCGCGGGGCAACAAGCAGCCCGUAUACACCCUGUCGGUGCUGUCAGACGGCCAGAGCCAGGGAGAGCAGGCGGCCAUGGGGCGACCACAGCUGACACAGACCCACUCUGUGUUCACCCUGCCCCUGGCACAGGGGGCAGGUCACCACUCAGCAGAAGUGCAGUUUAAUGUGCGUGUCCACCAUACACACGACACGUCCGUUGUCAUCCGUCCUCUCGACCAAUCUAAUUCCAAGCCCCCUCAUAAAACUGUGACACGCUUGACCCCUCAGACGCAGAAACCCAGGGGGCGGUGCUUCCAGGAGACCACACCCAAACAAGCUUGUAGCAGUACCCCUCUCCCUGUACUGACCAAUCAGGAGGACUGCUGUGGAAGUGUGGGGAACUCCUGGGGACAAAACAAAUGUUAUAAAUGUCCCAAGCUACCAUAUGCUGGAGUGAAGCUGCAGACCAUCAUAGAGGACUAUGGUUCCACCUGCCCUCUGGGCUACAAGAGACUCAACAGCACCCACUGUCAAGACAUCAACGAGUGCACCAUGCAGGGGGUGUGUCAGAACGGGGACUGCCUGAACACCCAGGGUAGUUUCCUGUGUGCCUGUAAGCCUGGCUUCACCCUGGACAGGACCCGAUGUGUGGAAUCUCCGUCUCCGGUGGAGCAGGCUCAGUGUUUCCUCAUGGCAACGGAUGCGGGUCGCUGUGAGCACGCCCUACCCACGCGCCUGUCCCAGGAGAUGUGCUGCUGCACCGUGGGCAAGGCAUGGGGCUCCAGCUGUGAGAGGUGUCCCCAAGACGGCACAGCCUCCUUCAGCAAGAUCUGUCCAGCAGGGAAGGGCUACUUCCUCCACAGUGUCCGGGAGACGGUGGCGUUCCCUCCUCAGAUCCACACCAGCCUGGAGCAGGAGCACAAGCAGGAGGAAGUCAAGCCCCCGGAGGAGCCUCCAGAGAUGACCACACCCAUGCAGCUCUCCACCCAUGCCCCCCGCGGCCCCGAGAUCAUCACAAAGCCCACCCCUCCACCCAUCAUCAGGUUGAACCCAGACAGUGACCCCCUGGAGGUGGCACAGACGCAGGUCUCACCAGAGACAGACGAGUGCAGGCUGAACAGGAACCUCUGUGGCCAUGGGGAGUGUGUCAAUGUGCACACUGGCUACAAGUGUGAGUGCUACGCUGGCUACCGGCUCCACCCUCAGAGGAACGCCUGUGUGGAUGAUGAUGAGUGUGAUGCUGAGCCAUGUGGCCAUGGAAGAGGCAUCUGCAUCAACACAGAAGGCUCCUACCGCUGCCGUUGUCUCCAUGGCUACAAGCUCUUGGUGUAUCAUGGGAAACUCAGAUGUCUAGAUGUGAAUGAGUGCUCCAAGCCAAAAGUCUGUGGGCAGGGGGGUCAGUGUGUUAACCUGCCAGGGUCUUACAAGUGUGAUUGUCACGAAGGCUUCAGGAGCAAGUCCCAACGCCAGCCAGCCUGUGAAGAUAUAAAUGAGUGUCUGGACCCCAGCAGCUGUCCCAGUGAGCAGUGUGAGAACACUCCAGGCUCCUAUGAGUGUGUUCCCUGCUUCUCUGGUCACCAGGCCCAGGGUGGUGUCUGCUACGAUGUUAAUGAGUGCCAGAAGCGCGGGGUGUGUCCCAACGGGCGCUGUGAGAACCUGCCAGGAACCUACCGCUGCCUCUGUAAUGAAGGCUUCCUCCCAGCUGCAGACAGCCAAGGCUGCAGAGACAUUGACGAGUGUGAGGAUGAAAGACUGUGUGCCAACGGGCGCUGUGUCAACACAGAAGGCUCCUUCCAGUGCCAGUGCUACCCAGGAUACCAGCGCACUCAGGAGGGCAGCCAUUGUGAAGAUAUAAAUGAAUGUGAGCGUCCCUCUAACUGCCAGAGGGGGCGCUGUAUCAACAGCAUGGGCUCCUAUCGCUGUGAAUGUCAGAAGGGCUACAUGCUUGUCGGAGGGAGGCGGUGCCAAGACAUAGAUGAGUGUGCGAUAGACAGGGGUCUGUGCCAGCCUCAUGGUGUGUGUGAGAACAGACAGGGCUCCUAUGUGUGUGUGUGCAAAGACGGCUUCAUUCUGUCUGAGGACAAGCACAGCUGUGAGGAGAUUGAGGUGGACAUGGAGGAUAAGAAGGAGUGUUACCUGAACCUGGAUGACACAGUGUUCUGUGACAGUGUCCUGGCCACCAACGUCACCAAGCAGGAAUGCUGUUGCUCCAUCGGCGUGGGCUGGGGGGACCACUGUGAGAUCUACCCCUGCCCCGUCUACCACUCAUCUGAGUUCCAUUCCCUGUGUCCGAUGGGCCGAGGUUUCUACCAGGAGGAGGGACUAACUGAGUACGGCCUGUCUGUCCAUAUUGAUAUCGAUGAGUGUGUGCUCUUCUCCAAUGAGAUCUGUAAGGAGGGCCGCUGUAUGAACACACAGCCUGGCUAUGAAUGUUACUGCCAACAGGGCUUCUAUUACGACAGCAACCUACUGGAGUGCAUUGAUGUGAAUGAGUGCCACGAUGAGUCUCUGUGUACCAACGGUCAGUGUAAGAACACCAGAGGCUCCUUCUACUGCACCUGUAACUCUCCCUGGACCCCAGAUGCUUCCAAUAAGAAGUGUGUCAUUCCCACUGUGGCAGGUGUGGAUGAGUGCCAGGAUCCAUUGAACUGUAAGAGUGGCCACUGUGUGGACACCCCUGGGUCCUACUACUGCAUCUGCUCUCCCCCCUGGAUCCUGGCCACGGACCGCAACAGCUGUGUGACCUUAGAGGAGCAGGCUGAUAUCAAUGAGUGCCAGGACCCCUCGUACUGUAAGAAUGGGAGGUGUGUGAACACGCCCGGCUCCUUUCACUGUAUAUGUACCCAGCCCCUCACCUUCAGCGCAGCGCUCAAACAGUGCGUCUAUGACGACCGCACGGCGGCCCAUAAGGACGUGUGUUUCCUGCAGGUGGAUGAGGAUCUGAUCUGCAGCCACCCCAGAAACGGCCUGGUGUUCACCUACUCGGAGUGCUGCUGUCACUAUGGCCGUGGCUGGGGCCCUGAGUGUAGGACCUGCCCCCAAAGAAACUCGGUGAUCUUUAACCGGCUGUGUGACAUGCACUUGGAGACAGAGUCUGAUGGUGAGGGAGAUUUCCUGGCAGCUUUCGCCAACUACAACCCAGAAGGUGACAGUUCAGAAGAGGACUCAGAUGAGUGUAGUUGUGCCAAUGGCCGUUGUGUGCGUUCCUACUUGAGCACUAUGUGUGAUUGUAACACAGGAUUUAGACUGGACCACUCCCACACCCGCUGCACAGAUAUUGAUGAGUGUGCUGAACCAGGGGUCCGAGUUAAUCCAUGCAAGAAUGCCCGCUGUGUCAACAGCAUAGGCUCGUUCAAGUGCUACUGCAAAAAUGGCUUUGUCCCUGCACGAAGGCCCAACAUGUGUGUACCAGGCACCAAGGCCCAACAUAUCCGUUCCAGGGCUCUAUAACAGCUUUAUCUCUGUCAAACACACACAAAUACGCACAUGUAACCCCUCUGUCUUAUAAGUUCAGUAUUCAGUGUGUACCUGUCUCUCCUUGAAGUGUCCCUCGAAAACGUUGUGGUGUCUUCAAUAGGCUCAUUUGAAAUGUUUGAAAUGGACAAAAUGUGUUGCUGUUGUUGUCGGCUUCUCCUUCACUGAAAUGAGAUGCACCACAGGCUUCCAGCUUGGCUCUGAACAACUAUUUGUCCCUCAUCCCUAGAUCAGUUAAUGAUUUGGGGAAAAAAUACAGACGAAGGGAACAUAUUCGUACAUUUUUUAUGUAUUUUUGUAAUUAUUCUUCUUUUUUUAAUGUUUGUUUCCAUUGACUGUUAAACUUGUGUUUUGUUUAGUUGUUGAGUUUUGUCCUUGUUGCAUUGAUCUUAUACAUCCAUGAAUCUUAAGCUCUAAUGCAGUUUGAUGAGGAGGUUUCUCGCUUCCUGUAUGUCUGAAUGCCUGUAUGAGUAGCAGACCAUUAUCGUUCAUUUUUUUAUCGUCCUCUGUCUCUGCCCUGCUCCAUUGUCCAGUUUUGUACAGUAUGUAAAGUGGAGAUGACUUUGUUGACUGUUAGCUCAGUACCUAUCAUGCUCCUGUAAUCAUCUGUUUUGUGGGAUGUUUUGGAAAGAGAUUAUACUUAAUUGUAAAAGCCAUUAAACACCUUUUACAUUUUUGACAUGUGCACAUUGAAUACAAUUGAAGCUGACCAAAGGUAAAGGGGAAAGAGGUCGUAUUCAGACCUAACUCGUGGAUUCAGAGGGAAUCCUCAGGAGUACGGUGGUAAAUCGAACCCAACGUAAAUGGAAUGGCAUGUUUAGUGACUUCAUGUCAUUGUAAGGAACGAAAGAGGCUUUUGAGAGGAAAAAUAAAUGAACGGCAGAAGUCAACCACCCAAA
Messenger RNA from Oncorhynchus nerka (sockeye salmon), 5156 nucleotides. RefSeq names its product latent-transforming growth factor beta-binding protein 3-like. The record is from RefSeq and is a predicted model, not a curated record. The transcript has 29 exons. Bases 436 to 4233 code for a protein of 1265 amino acids. Lineage: Eukaryota; Metazoa; Chordata; Actinopteri; Salmoniformes; Salmonidae. Gene Ontology annotation, molecular function: calcium ion binding.